AUGAUGCGGAUACUCGAAGCCCAAGCGCCUGCCAGACAGAAUGCCACCGAUACGAUACAGACCCUCAGUGGGCGAUUGACUAGUGCUACUCUCCUUGAAGACCGCCGGGCGGCAAUUCUCGGCCUGCGCAGUUUUGCAAAGCUCUAUCCUGCCUCCGUGGCGUCUGGGGCCCUCCGCGACCUCAUCGCGGCAUUGCGCAAGGAUGCCGAGGACUGGGACACGAUCAAAAUAGUGUUGGAGACUUUACUGGGGUUGUUCGAGCCGGAUGAGAAAUCACCUGAGGCGUCCGAAGAUAUCACACUGUGGCUGGCCGAUGAAUUCACCCAGCGACAGGACAAUAUCACCGCUCUCUUGGACCUGCUUGAGGCGAAUGAGUUUUAUCUGCGGCUAUAUGUGCUUCAGAUCUUGUCCCACAUAUCUACGGCACGGCCGCAGCGAACACAGGAAGCGGUGUUUGCGGCUCCUCUCGGCGUGUCGCGCAUAACGAACGUGUUGGACGACCGGAGGGAGGCUGUCCGAAAUGAGGCACUGGUGUUGUUGGUUGCGCUGACUCCAACUUCCGCCGAGAUCCAGAAGGUGGUCGCGUUCGAGAACGCAUUCGACCGCAUAUUUGCGUUGAUCGACGGAGACGGUGGCCUGACCCACGGCAGCACCACCGUGCAAGAUUGCCUGUCUCUACUGGCCAACCUACUCAGCCUCAACACGUCCAACCAGUCCUACUUCCGAGAGGUGGGUGGAAUCUCGAAGAUCAAGAAGUUGCUUUCCGCAGUCGUCGAGCAAGAAGAUUCUGGCGAUGGUGUCUCGGAAUGGAUGAGACCGCAACGGGACAUGAACGUAUGGGGCUUACUAGGAGUCAUCCAACUAUUUCUUCCCCAAGGGGCACAAGGAACUCUGGUCAAUCAGCAGGCAUACUGGCAGGCUGCUACAGUGGACAUCAUACUACAUAUCGCGUUCCAUCCCGCCUUUAGCACGAGCGUACGCACCAAAUCACUUCAGACAUGUGGGGACAUUAUUCGAGCGAAUAAUGCUCUUCAAGAACGGUUCGGGGACCUUGGAGUGAUGAUUAGGGAGCCCAGCAGCCCGGCAACCAAUGGGCAUUCCGAUCGUGCAUCCCCCGAAAAACAACAUAAGCCCGAGAAGGCGGCUUUUCGUACUCAGAACGUGAUCGAGUCGCUCCUGGAAUUGGCGUUGGAGCCCGCCCCACUGGCAAUGUUUGACGUUCGGCUGGCAUCGUCUUCAUGCCUCGAAGCAUUUAUGCAUGGUCACCCGGGCAUACGGACGCAUGUACUACGAAGAGCGAUUGACGGACACAAAGCGGGUGACGAUGCCAUUCCUAACAUGCUCACCGUUCUCCUAGAGCCGCCAGGGUCUCGAAAUAAGUCGGAUCCCUACCAACCUUGGUUUGCCGCAGUGCUCCUGCUACACCUGCUUUACGAAAAUCCGGAUACCAAAGGCUUGGCUUUGAAAGUAACGGAAGGCGAUGCAGAGAGUGGCGAGGAAGUUGUUACAUUCCUCCAGAGCAUAACCAGUAACGUGGUGGCUGGCGUGCAGCAUGUUGAGGACGAGCGCGCGUUACUGGGCUGUUGUAUGCUAUUGACCAUUUGGUUAUUCGAGGACCCGGAUGCGGUCAAUGACCUUCUCAGCGAAGGGAGUACCGUGCAAGGGCUCAUUGCUGCAGUCAAGGUUACGAAAAGCUCAAUGCCGCUUGUGGCUGGUUUGUGUGCAUUUGUCCUUGGCAUCAUCUACGAGUUCUCUACCAAAGAUUCACCCAUCCCCCGAAGCACUCUACAUGGCCUCCUGAUUAGCAAUCUCGGGAGGGAAGCAUAUGUGGACAGACUGACCAAGCUUCGAGAGAGUGUUUUUGUCCGCGAUUUCGAGGUUCUGCCCCAAACCGGCAAUGGCGGCCUCCCAGAAGUGUUCUUCGACAAAACUUUUAUCGACUUUUUCAAGGACAACUACAGCAGAUUUCUACGAGCCAUCGACCGGGACCCCAACUUCGAGGUCUCGAUAUUGAGCAAUGGUGUGCAGAAGGGCGUCUCAAGGGAUCUCGUUGAUAGUCUCCGAGCCCAGACCGAAGAACAGAAACAAGCCUUGGAAGUGGUCAACCGCGAGCUCCUGCAGCUCAAACGCCGGCUGGAACAGGAGGAGCUCGAUCAUCGUCGUACACGCGAGUCUGCGGCUGUGGAGCUCUCCCGCAUCAAGCAGAUCAACCAGAGCUUGCAGGAUAGUCAUGAGGACGAGGUCAACAAAUUGCAGCAGGCGGCUGCGCGGGAGAGAAGCGCACUCAUUCGGGCUCAUGAAGAUGAGAGCAACCGGCGGCGCCACGACCAUCUUGCCGCCGUUGAAACAGCAAGGAAGCAGCACGAGGUGGAGGUGCAGCGAUUCGAGCAGCGCCUCAAACUGAUCGAGCAGGAAUCCGCCCGGGAGCGAGCUGCCCUCAACGAACAACACCGACGUGCCUUGGAUGAGGCCGCUGCCCACGCCCAAAAGGCGCGUGACAGGGAAGCGGCAGAAAUUGCAGAUUUACAGCACCGAAUCACAGAACUGGAAGCAUCUUUGAAGAAAGCCGACGCCAACCAUGUGCAGGACCUUGAAACCGCGCAUGAAGAGUACAAAGCCAAAACCGAUUCAUUGGAAGCGCGGUUGAAACGUGCAGACGCUCGGGUUGCAGACGCAGAGAACCGGGCCAGGCAGCUGGGCGAAGAGCUGGAACAAGAGAAGAUCCGGCGAAAGGAUGUGCAGACGGAACUUGACGACCUGCUGGUUGUGUUCGCAGAUCUCGAAGCCAAGAGAUCUGCGGACAAGAAGAAGCUUAAGGAUCUUGGCCAGGAGGUAUCAGAGGACGAAGACGAGGAGGGCGACGAAGCCAAAGGCGAUGAGGAAGAAGACGAUGACGACGACGAGGAGGAAGAUGAGGAGGUCGACUGA
Messenger RNA from Cladophialophora carrionii CBS 160.54, 2928 nucleotides. RefSeq lists its product as uncharacterized. The transcript has a single exon. Gene Ontology annotation, cellular component: Golgi membrane; Golgi stack; cytoplasm. The record is from RefSeq and is a predicted model, not a curated record. NCBI's taxonomy places the organism in Eukaryota, Fungi, Ascomycota, Eurotiomycetes, Chaetothyriales, Herpotrichiellaceae. The coding region runs from base 1 to 2928 and encodes 975 amino acids. Gene Ontology annotation, biological process: transcytosis; endoplasmic reticulum to Golgi vesicle-mediated transport; intracellular protein transport.